CUCUUUCUAUGCUCCAUUUAAAAUCAAAUGAACUAGUCCAAGACCUCUUUUCAUCUUCAACACAUCCAUGGCCACCACUCUCACCACCCCAACCUCCAUUGUAACCCGGACAGCUGCCUGGGCUGUGGCCACACCAAAGGCUGCACCAGUUCUCGGACUUGGGCAGAUGAAAAUGAGGGGUGGUAGAGUGAGAUGCUCAUCGGAGACGAAGACAACGGGACCGACGAUGGGGAUGGGUGCGGCGUUGCUGGCAGCUGCCGGAGUGAUGAGCGUGUCGAACCCGGUUCUCGCACUUGUCGAUGAGAGGCUAAGCACAGAGGGUACAGGGCUGAGCCUUGGCCUUAGCAACAAUUUUCUUGGAUGGAUCCUUCUUGGUGUGUUUGGGCUCAUUUGGUCACUCUAUUUUCUCUACACAUCCACCCUUGAAGAGGAUGAGGAAUCUGGUCUUUCUCUUUAAUUUAAGAGCUACAUCAUCAUCAUCAUCAUCAUCAUCAUGUAUGUCUGUGUGUGCGUGUGCGUGUGCGUGUGGAGAGGAGGUACAUGAAGAGUUUUAUGUCUUUGUGUUUGGGAUUAGUUUGUGACAGUUGAUGUCCAUUAUAGAAACUGUUUAUGGCAUUGUAGCUAUUUUCAUGGUGUCGAUUAGAUGAUAAUGAUUACAAUGUUGAUUUUUUGGUUCAA
Dioscorea cayenensis subsp. rotundata (Guinea yam) is the source of this 678-nucleotide messenger RNA. RefSeq names its product photosystem II reaction center W protein, chloroplastic-like. Gene Ontology annotation, biological process: photosynthesis. NCBI's taxonomy places the organism in Eukaryota, Viridiplantae, Streptophyta, Magnoliopsida, Dioscoreales, Dioscoreaceae. Bases 68 to 457 code for a protein of 129 amino acids. The record is from RefSeq and is a predicted model, not a curated record. The transcript has 2 exons. Gene Ontology annotation, cellular component: photosystem II; chloroplast.